This is a messenger RNA of Metopolophium dirhodum (rose-grain aphid), 2131 nucleotides long. Its product is annotated as putative fatty acyl-CoA reductase CG5065. Gene Ontology annotation, molecular function: alcohol-forming very long-chain fatty acyl-CoA reductase (NADP+) activity. Gene Ontology annotation, cellular component: peroxisome. Lineage: Eukaryota; Metazoa; Arthropoda; Insecta; Hemiptera; Aphididae. Gene Ontology annotation, biological process: long-chain fatty-acyl-CoA metabolic process. The record is from RefSeq and is a predicted model, not a curated record. The transcript is spliced from 9 exons. The coding region runs from base 160 to 1713 and encodes 517 amino acids.
UGUGGUCGUCAUCCUCGAACCGCGUUUGAGGCGCAAACGGCACGGUACUCGCGAGUCGUACACAACUCGAUCAAACGCGCACCUGUCUUGUCGUCGUUGUCGUCGUACACUUGACCGAUUUUGAGACUCGUCAGACAGUAUAGAACUCCAGGUGAUAAAAUGACGAACGAAAGUGUAUGCGAGUGGUACAGCGGUCGUUCGGUGUUCAUCACCGGAGGUACCGGCUACAUGGGCAAGGUGCUCAUCGAGAAGCUGCUUAGAGACUGCGGCGGCGUCAAAACCAUUUACGUACUGUGUAGACCGAAGAGAGGUUUCAGCCCGACAGCCAGGAUAGAGCAAAUAAGGAAAUUAGCAGUGUUCGAACGCGUACGCACAGAGUUCCCGGAUAGGCUGAAGAAAAUCAAAGCGAUGGAAGGUGACUUGGGCCUUCCCGGACUAGGACUGAGCAACGAAAACAAGUCAAUUCUUGUCAACGAUGUGUCAAUCGUCUUUAACGGGGCGGCGUCGCUGCGCUUGGAAUCGGGUCUGAAGGAUGCGAUAAGACACAACACCACUGGAACGAAACAUGUGUUGGACUUGGCUGUGGAAAUGAAAAAUUUGGCGUCGUUCGUCCAUUUGUCCACGGCUUUCUGUCACUGCGAAUAUGACACACUCGAAGAAACGAUUUAUCCAUCACCGGCCAAUCCGGAGGACGUCAUGCGCGCUGUCGAAUGGAUGGACGAUCAUACGCUUGAAACCAUCACGCCUAGACUGCUUGGGCCCCAUCCGAAUUGCUACACGUACUCCAAAAGGUUGGCUGAAUCGUUGGUCAGCGAAUAUGCUAGUCGAAUUCCAAUAUCUGUGGGCCGUCCGUCAAUUGUGACGCCUUCGUUCAAAGAGCCCGUUCCCGGAUGGGUGGACAGCUUAAAUGGGCCGGUAGGAGUCAUUGUGGCUGGCGGCAAAGGCGUGAUCCGAUCCAUGUUGUGUAGUCCAGACUACGAAGCGGAAGUUGUGCCUGUAGACAUUGCGAUUAAUGCUCUUAUUUUGAUCGCUUGGAAGAGAACAACGAUCGAUAACACAAUCGAUGACAUGGUGCCGUGUUACAAUAUAUCCAAGGGAGACAUCGUUCGCCUGACCUGGGGUGAAGUGUUGUCUAAAGGAAAACGAUACGCAUACGAGUAUCCAUUCGACGCCGGUCUGUGGUACCCCAAUGGAUCGAUAAGGACCAACAAAUUGGUGCAUUACUUCAUUGUGUUAAUGCUGCAGGUCAUUCCGGCCUACUUGAUCGAUGGAAUCAUGUUAUUGGCUAGGCAAAAGACAUUCAUGGUUCGAGUUCAAAAGAGGAUAGCCGUCGGUAUGGAAGUAUUGCAGUAUUUUACCAUGCGCAGUUGGAACUUCAAAAUUGAAAACACUAAAGCACUGAUAAACAAUCUAAACGAAGAGGACACGAGAAAGUUUUACAUACAGAAUACCGAAAUUGACGUUGAAAAGUACAUGAUCCAAGUGUUGCUGGGUGCUCGUCAAUAUUGCAUGAAAGAGCCUCUUGCAAAUCUUGACCGGGCGAGAUUUCAUCUAAAACUGCAAUAUUGGUUGCAUUUGGCCACUAAACUGGUUUUCAGCAUUUUACUCUUGUGGGUGUUUGUACGUGCGUUCGAUUCUUUCAAAUAUUUGCUGGACUCCACCACGAAUUCGUUCACAAACGUACCGAUCAUUGGAUCGUUAAUACCAAAGUGAUGUGCUCCGAAGAACCAUAUUUAUAUCACUCGACCGAAUUAUAAUAAAUUGUUAUAUAUAUAAUAUAUAUAAUUGUUGUAGUAUAGAUUUUUUUUUGUAUAAAACAUAUUAUUUUAUUACUGUGGAAGGGAUGAUCAUAUUAUAUUUAUAGAUAAGUAUUAUACUAUUAUAUUAUAUAUACGCGUAGUGUGGCUGCAGAUAUGAAGAAUCAUAAUUAUUAUUUUUGUUUGUUUGUUAAUUAUUAUUAAUAUUUUUUUACGUAUGGAUUUUAGUUUAAGUAGUUGGUGCAAUAUAUAAAUAUGUAAUUUAAAUAACACAAAAUGUAAUCGCACGGUUUGAAUGUAAUAUUUACAGUGAUUCAAGGGAUUUGAAUAAUUAUUUUACUUUUUAGUAUUUAAAUAUAAAACUAAUAUUCUCA